Aspergillus nidulans FGSC A4 is the source of this 975-nucleotide messenger RNA. RefSeq names its product EVE domain-containing protein. Gene Ontology annotation, biological process: regulation of DNA-templated transcription. NCBI's taxonomy places the organism in Eukaryota, Fungi, Ascomycota, Eurotiomycetes, Eurotiales, Aspergillaceae. Gene Ontology annotation, molecular function: DNA binding. Gene Ontology annotation, cellular component: chromatin; nucleus. The record is from RefSeq and is a predicted model, not a curated record. The transcript is spliced from 6 exons. The coding region runs from base 1 to 975 and encodes 324 amino acids.
AUGGCGCUUGGCAGGAAGCGCAAGUCAGAGAGCGUUUCAGUUGUUGAAGAAGCUGGAGAGGCUGAUACACCUUCCAAAAGAAUCGCAACAGACGCCACUUCAACCACCUCUACGCCCGCAACACCCGCUACAGGAGAGAAAAGAGGUAGAGGCCGUCCUCGCAAAUACCCUGUGGGCUCUACCCCCGUUCGUCCAGAUGGACCUAAGAGAGGUCGCGGGCGUCCCCGCAAGGAAACAACUGGCACAGCUACUCCAAAGGCUAAGGCAACACCCAAGUCGAACACACCUGGUGGCGUCUCGCGGGGCCGGGGAAGGCCGAGGAAAAAUCCUAUUCCUAGUGACUCUACACCAACUGCCGAUGGCAACACCGCCAACGAUAGCGGACGUUCUUACUGGCUUAUGAAAGCUGAACCCGAAUCUCGAAUUGAAAAAGGAAAAGAUGUGAAGUUUUCUAUCGAUGACUUGCGUGCUGCAAAGGAACCAGAGCCAUGGGAUGGCGUGCGCAAUCCCGUUGCACGGAAGAAUAUGCAAUCUAUGAAGAAGGGAGACCUUGCUUUCUUCUACCACUCCAACUGCAAGGUUCCUGGUAUUGCCGGUGUCAUGGAGAUCGUUCAGGAGCACUCUCCAGACGAGACUGCCUUUGAUCCCUCCCAUCCAUACUACGACGAGAAAUCCAAGCGUGAGAACCCAAGAUGGGUCGUGGUUCACGUGGAAUUUCGGCGCAAAUUUGAUAAGCUGAUUACGCUAAAUGAACUUAAGUCUCACGCCGGUGCUAAUGCGCCCCUUGAGAACCUUCAGAUGCUCAAGCAAGGGCGGCUCAGUGUCUCGGCUGUGAGCCCACAAGAAUGGGACUUCAUUAUGAGCCUGGCGAGCAAUGAGGCGGCAUUUGGUCCCUCGAAGGAAAGCAAAUCAUACGAUGCUAAUGAACCGGCCAAAAAGGAUGGAGGCGCGGAGAAGACAGAGGCUACCGGUUAA